Acaromyces ingoldii is the source of this 1818-nucleotide messenger RNA. RefSeq names its product PDT-domain-containing protein. The transcript is spliced from 3 exons. Gene Ontology annotation, biological process: L-phenylalanine biosynthetic process. Gene Ontology annotation, cellular component: cytoplasm. The record is from RefSeq and is a predicted model, not a curated record. Bases 128 to 1702 code for a protein of 524 amino acids. Gene Ontology annotation, molecular function: prephenate dehydratase activity. Lineage: Eukaryota; Fungi; Basidiomycota; Exobasidiomycetes; Exobasidiales; Cryptobasidiaceae.
UCUCCGAAUUUAAGACCGCACACAUCCCGUCCGUGCGCGCGCGCGUCGUUUUUCGGGUAUCUUUGAUCGCUCAAACAACGCACUCAACGCGAUGCUGCCGCGAGAGGGAAAAAACGCUCAGUCUGCAAUGGCGGCGGCGGCGGCGGAGGAGGCCGCAGCAGCAGCAGCAACAGCAGCAACAAAGUCGGAGCCGAUGGCGGUGGCGGCAAGUCACACAGGUACAAGACCAGUAUCUGAUGAGCCAAAGGUCAAGGCACGGCUCCACUACUUGGGACCACCAGGGACCUAUUCGCACCAGGCCGCCCUGAUCAUCGCACCGCGCAUUGUCCGACGGAGACGAAACGGCGAGCCAUCGAGCGACGGGGACGAUGUCGUCGCCCCUCUUUUGUUCCCAGCGCCGACAAUUGAGGCCGCGUUUCAGGCUGCCCUCAACGAUGACCGUAGGCUGGAGGCCAACCGGGUGGAGAAGCAGGAGCCGGAGCAGGAGCGGGAGAAGCAGGAGCGGGAGAAACAGGAGCGGGAGAAGCAGGAGCGGGAGAAACAGGAGCGGGAGAAGCAGGAGGGAUACUACGCCGCGAGGAGGGCGACGACGACGACGAGAAGCCUGGCGCUUCUGCCGUACGAAAACAGCACCUAUGGCCCAGUCGUGGAUACCUACGACAUCCUUGCAGCUCCGUCCACCUCCAGCAGCCUCUCCGUCAUCGGCGACAUUCUCUUGCCGGUCUCGCACUGCCUCCUCGUCUCGCGCGCUACGCACGGCGCCCUUAGGUCCCCACCGAGUAGCGACUUCCCACACGAGACAGACGGGCAACUGCGCCUCGAGGAUCUAACUCAGAUUCGCAAGGUGUACAGCCACGGUCAGGCGCUCGGACAAUGUCGGCGUUUCCUAGACGCCUAUCUACCUCAGGCCGCGAGAGUCGCCGUCGAUUCUACCGGCGAUGGUGCCGUACGGAUCGGAAGUGGCGGUGGAGCGGCCACUUUUGAGGCUUGCAUCGCCUCAGAGGUGUGUGCCCGGGACGAGAUCUAUGGCCUGUCUAUUGCUCGUCGCGCGAUCCAGGACCGCUCCGACAACACGACACGCUUCCUCCUUAUCGAGGCGACUGACGGCCUAGAAGCUGAUGUCAGCAGCACACUCACAGUCCUGCCCCGUUCGAAGCCACCGCCUUCGUCAAGCAAGUCUCCGCCACAGGGCAAUGACGCAGGAAACGUGCCGAGGAAGACCGUUCGAGCCAUUGUACGCAUCGAGACAACUCUGGCUGUCGACGGAGGCGGCUUCCUGCAGGACUGGCUUUAUCAUUGCAGGGACAGGACAAAGCAGCAGCAACCGCAAGAAAAAAACUCGAGGGCAACGGCUUGGGCACGCAAAAUCGAUCGUGUCGUGCCCAAAGUCAGAGAAGAGGAUGAAAAAGAUGGGGGGCUGUCGAUGAACGACGGGAGACAGCGUGGAGAAGGGUCGAGCUGGCCAUGUGUUUACCUUGUCGAAAUGGAGGCGAGAAACGUCUUGCGUAGGGAGGAUGAAGAGGGCUCUCACCUGCGCCAAGGAGGCGGCGAAGAAGGAGGCGAUGAUGGCUCACAAGGAGCUUAUAACAGCGACGACGGGUGGGACUCGAUCUCGAGUGCCCUGGACAUCGCCUAUCGCACUUCGGAUCCACUCCCAUCUGGCGAGAAAGUCAGACGGCUGGGCGUCUGGCAGAGUUCCUAGAACGACCGAUCCUUCGUCCGUAGAAGGCAGGUCGAUAAUGUGUACAGUAUAAUCACCGCAACAUCUUCAUCUGCUAGAUCACAAUAUCAUGUCAAAUCCGGCGCACAAAAGCGACC